This is a messenger RNA of Tauraco erythrolophus (red-crested turaco), 1381 nucleotides long. The record is from RefSeq and is a predicted model, not a curated record. NCBI's taxonomy places the organism in Eukaryota, Metazoa, Chordata, Aves, Musophagiformes, Musophagidae.
CUUUCUUUGGUAGGCACUCCAUGCUGCCCCGUCACAUGCAGAGGCUGGGCAGAGACUGGAUCGCCCACUGGAAUGGUUCUCAGAUACUUGCCUUGAACAGCCCAGUUUCCAACUGUAUGAGAUGGGCCGGACACUAUCCCUGGGCCUCGUUUCCACUUCCUGUUCCAGUUGAUCUCUCAACAAACUGGAGAGUUCCUCCAUUUUUUGGACCUUGGAGACAAUUUCAAAACUCUAAUUGGCAGCUUGAUAACUUCACGCAAAGUUCUUGCUUUCACCUACCUAACCCCAGUAUGAAAUCUGAGGGAGAAGAACCAUUGACAAAGAAGAGAAGACUCAGUGGCCAGCAUGAUACUUCGACUCCUGAAGAAGAAACAAACUUCACUAAUCAGAAGGAAGCAUUGUGUCUUUCUGUAACACAGAAUGAAGAAAAACAUAGCAGCAAGAAAGGAACAGUCAAAAGACACUGGGAGUAUUUCUGUCAACAUAGUAGGACGACGAAAAUCUGUGAAAAUAAAGAAACUGACCAAAGCAAUGCAGAAAGUGAGGCAAAAUUUGAUUUUACAGUCAUGUCCUACAAUAUCCUCUCACAGAAUUUGUUAGAAGAUAACUCCCACCUGUACAAACACUGCAGGCAACGCUUGUUAAUCUGGACAUACAGAUUUCCCAACAUCCUACAAGAAAUCAGACAGCUGGAUGCAGAUGUACUCUGUUUACAAGAAGUCCAAGAAGACCACUAUAGAACAGAGAUCAAGCCAAGUUUGGAAUCCCUGGGGUAUCACUGUGAGUAUAAAAUGAGGACAGGGAGAAAACCUGAUGGCUGUGCUAUUUGCUUCAAAACUUCCAAAUUUAGCCUGAUCUCAUCAAACCCCGUGGAGUUUUUUCGCCAUGAUAUUCCGCUCUUGGACAGGGACAACGUUGGACUGGUGUUGCUUUUGCAGCCUAGAUUUCACUGUAAAACUAAUGCUGCAGUCUGCAUAGCCAAUACGCACCUGCUGUAUAACCCAAGGCGAGGGGACAUCAAACUGACCCAACUUGCAAUGCUCCUGGCAGAGAUUGCUAGUGUUGCCCCUCAGAAGGAUGGUAUCUUCUGUCCCAUUAUCAUCUGUGGUGACUUCAAUUCUGUUCCUGGUUCUCCACUGUACAGAUUUAUAAAGGAAGGGAAGUUAAAUUAUGAAGGACUUGCUAUAGGGAAGGUCUCUGGACAAGAACAGUUUCCAAGGGGACAAAGAAUCUUAUCCAUUCCAAUUUGGCCAAAAAAAUUAGGUAUUUCGCAAAACUGUGUAUAUGAAAUAAAACAGCAACAAAAAGAAGAAGAUGCAGGAGAAAAAUUGGAAGCAGCAAAACUGGACAAUGCUCAGGAGAUUGUAAUAGCGCCUGAAAA